AGAGUCCCGAGCAGUCUACUGUGUGACAAGAGCGUGAAAAGAUAAUAUAUAUCGGGAAUAAAUUCAUUCUCGUGCAUGUAUAUUUAUAUUUCUGCGGUAUAAAAGGAGAUGUCGGUCACAUUUUCGUCCACACGGCCGAGGGGGAAAGGGGAGGUGACCCAGCAAACCAUCCAGAAGAUGCUGGAUGAGAACCACCACCUGAUCCAGUGCAUUAUGGACUAUCAGAGUAAAGGGAAGACGGCCGAGUGCACACAGUAUCAGCAGAUCUUACACAGAAACCUGGUGUAUCUGGCUACGAUAGCGGACUCCAAUCAGAACAUGCAGUCCCUUCUACCUGCCCCUCCUAACGCCAGUAUGAGUAUGGGUCCGGGUGGGAUCGUUCCGAGUGGUGGUCAGUCUCUUCACUCUCAGAGUAAUCUGAAUGACAGCAUGGGCUCAGGUCUGCCCCCUACCUCACUGAUGCAGAGCCAGCUCAGCAAUGGCCCCAGCCACGCCCCCAUGCAGCAGCAGUCCGGCCCCGGGCCCUCCGCCUCCAUGAGCCUGCCCUCCAGCAGCCAUGGCUCUGGGCCUGGCUACAGCCACUCUGUGCCCUCCUCUCAGGGCACCACGCCUCUCCAGGGGCAGGGGGGCUACCCGUCCUCCUCCCGCGCCAACCUCAACAUGCAGUCAAACCAAGUCUCUAUGAUGCAUCAGCAAGGUGCAGGACCCCACUAUUCUUCGUCCCAGGCUGGGGGUCAGCACUACCAAGGCCAGCAGUCCAUGGGCAUGAUGGGUCAGGGAAACCAAGGCAACAGCAUGAUGCCACAGAGGCCCAUUGGAAGCUAUCGUCCCUCUCAGCAAGGAUCUGCCCCGCAGUACAUGGGCCAAGAGGAGUUCUACGGAGAGCAGUACGGACACACUGCCAGCUCCAGCGAGCCCAUAAACCAGCAGUAUUACCCCGAUGGUCAUGGAGAGUACUCCUAUCAGCAGUCAUCCUACGGAGAGCAGGGCUACGAGAGAUCAUUUGAAGAAUCCUCACAGCACUAUUAUGAAGGUGGAAACCCUCAGUACAGCCAGCAGCAGCCACAGUAUCAGCAGAGUUCAGGACAACAGCAAACCUUCAGCCAACAACAGUAUCCCUCACAACCGGGCUAUAGCGGACAGCCACAGGGUUAUGGUCCAGGUCAAGGUGGCCCCUCUCAGUACUCUCAGUACCAGCAGGGUCAAGGUCAGCAGUAUUCUUCAUAUCGCUCCGCACAGUCAGCACCUGGGGGUCAGCCACAGAGACCCUACACCUACGAACAGGGUCAGUAUGGGAAUUACCAGCAAUAAGGACAUGCAGCUCUGGGGAUGGCAGUGCUGUUGAUCAAGCAGGAUUACACUGUGUACAUCCCAACGUAGUGAUGCUGAAGAGUAGAGCUAGACCUGCUGCAGUCAGCUUAAAGGAGCUCAGCUCUGUCUGCUGCAGAAUGAUAUUGGAAUCCACUUUCCUGUCUCUUUAACUGUUAAUAUUCUCACUACUUUAUUUCACCUACCUCCUUUUCAUUUCUCAGAGGACUUUAGAACUGGUAUCUCUGUACAGAAACAAAAUUAGAUAUGCUGACUUAACAGAAACAAAACAAACAGAAAUAUAAUCCUGUUCAUAUUUUCAUAUUUAGUGCGUCAACUGUGAUUUUCCUUUUAGUGGAGAGAAAAAGACGAGCGGAUUAACCUACCUGGUGUAAUUCAGCUUGAGCCAGGAGUUUUAUAGAUAUAUACAUAUAUAUUUUUGUUUUGUUUUUGUUUGUUUUAUAUGUAAAGGGGUUAAGGAAGCAUUCAUAUUAGCUGUUUUUUUAUUUUAUUUUAUUUUUCAACCUGUCUGUUAUGCUUUAUUCCUGUUAGUGCUGGAUGGUGUUGAUGAAAUUAAAUAUUACAAUGUUUCCCAAAUAUAUCACAGUAUCAAGUAAUGUUUAUGUUAAUAUUUAUGGAGUUAAUGAAAUCAUACAUUAAUAAGGUUACGAAAUUAGCAUUAAUAAAGCUAUCCCUUGCCUCCAGGAGGAAUUCCACUGCCUUUCCAAAAUUUUCUGCUUAAUGUUUCAGAUGUAAACAGAGUGAUUCAGAGUGGUUUGGUGUGAAAUGGUUCAGAUUUCUUGACAGUGGUGGUGAUAGGAACAAGGGGUCGCCAUGACUACAACACAAAUACAGUAAAACCACCAGUGAACCUACACUUGUCUUCUGUGUUUUAUAUGGAAUGUUGAUGAUGGUAAAAUAGUGGAAAAUCUAAAUACAUUUUCUUUGGGGUCUAUUUUGCCUCACAAUGCCCUACAUAUUAUGGAUCCAUCUACCAUCAAUGGAAUCUAAGGCCAAAAUCAUUUUUAAACUAUCAUAAAAUAAUGCCUCAGUCACCAGGCAGUGUAUUCAUAACCGUUUCAUGUAAUAACUGUCUGUAAGGGAGCUUUUAGAGGUGGACGUCUGGUUCCUACCACUGUGAACAUUUCUGACUUUCUCCAAAACGGAGUGUUUCACACCAAACCACUCUCAAUGCCUUUGUUUACAUCUUAACCAUCUAAUUAUGCAGAAAGUUUAUUAACUUCAUGAAGUUAAUAAGUUAGCAUUUAUGAGGUUAAUGAGUGAAUCCAGGCUUCCACGAUGUUAAAAGAAUGUCUUACAGUCCUGACAGAGUGUGGACCAUUUCGGAUUAUCACUUAACACCUUACAGAAUAUUAGAACCAAUACAGAAGCUACAUUUACAGACAGAAAAUGCUUUUUAGUUUGCAUUUUUAUGUAUGAAUGGUGUUUUACUGCACUCAGCAAAUUAUAUACACAGCAGUUAUUUAUCAAUACUACAAAAAACUAAACACAAAUCAAUAUAUUUUUGUGUGCAUUAAUAGUGUUAUACAGAUACAGACGAUCUAUCAGCCUGCAUUAAUAUCGCCUAUAUUUUUCCUGCCCCACCCAAAGCUGAAUUUAGUUGCAUUAAUGCGCUGUAUCUUUAUGUUACUGUCUGCCUGUGCACAAACUGUGAAGAACUGUGGAAGCUAAUAUACAUUAACAUACUGCUUUAAUUACUGCAUAUCACAGUCAUGUAUAUGUGCUUUGUAUGUACUUGCGUGUCUGCACUGAUGCUGUUCUGCAUUAUUCAUAUUUUAUAUGAAAAUAUCCACUCGGUGUGUUAGCGUAGCCUACAACAGAACGAGUGAGAGGUAUUCUCUCUGUUUGUAUGUCAAAUUUUGUUAUACUUUUGUUACUGUCAUCAUUUGAGAACGAGCAGUUUUGAUUUAUUUUGCACUUUAUUAGCCUUUUUUGAAUGAAUGGAUGAAUGAUUAUGUGACAAAUGAUAUUAUGUCAUAUUAUCUAGCAUGACCUCAUAUGACAUGCUUUUUAUUGCAUGUCAGAGUAUGUGACUGACCACUUGAAAUACAUUUAUUUUAUCGAUUUUA
This is a messenger RNA of Pygocentrus nattereri (red-bellied piranha), 3398 nucleotides long. RefSeq names its product SS18L1 subunit of BAF chromatin remodeling complex. NCBI's taxonomy places the organism in Eukaryota, Metazoa, Chordata, Actinopteri, Characiformes, Serrasalmidae. Gene Ontology annotation, molecular function: transcription coactivator activity. Gene Ontology annotation, biological process: positive regulation of dendrite morphogenesis; positive regulation of transcription by RNA polymerase II. The transcript is spliced from 11 exons. The record is from RefSeq and is a predicted model, not a curated record. The coding region runs from base 109 to 1311 and encodes 400 amino acids. Gene Ontology annotation, cellular component: nucleus.